This is a messenger RNA of Ilyonectria robusta, 774 nucleotides long. Its product is annotated as S-adenosyl-L-methionine-dependent methyltransferase. The record is from RefSeq and is a predicted model, not a curated record. The coding region runs from base 1 to 774 and encodes 257 amino acids. The transcript has 4 exons. NCBI's taxonomy places the organism in Eukaryota, Fungi, Ascomycota, Sordariomycetes, Hypocreales, Nectriaceae.
AUGACGGACAUCCUAUCCAAGAAUCAGGCGCAUUUCAAUGAAAUCGCCGGCAAGUACGACCAACAGAAUGCCGCUGCGAUUGUGCAGCUCGAGCGCCUUAUUCAAGCCAAGUUGGACUUUAUUGGUGUGAAGCAAGACUCCCGAUUCCUUGAUUAUGCGUGUGGCACGGGGAUGCUUUCGAGAGUGCUGGCCAAGACUGUGUCGGAAAGCAUUGGGAUUGAUAUAACUGAGAACAUGGUUCAGGCGUACAAUGCCCGAGCACGGAGCGAGGGUAUUUCUGCCGCUAGGUCGGCUUUCGUGGGCAAUCUCGCCGACCCAUCUGACGCUGCCCCCUUAGCUUUCUCCGACGCCAAGUUUUUCGAUUUCGACAUCGCAGGCGUAGGCCUAGGCUGGCAUCACUUUGACGAUUGCAAUUUGGCUGCCAAGCGGUUGGUCAGCCGCCUGAAGUCGGGCGGUGUCCUUUUCAUCGUCGACUUCUCCGCGCAUGAGAUGAAUGCGGAAUUUGCCUCGCACCAUGGCGUCACACACCAUGGGUUCACCAAGGAUCAGAUUAAGACCAUGUUCGAGGAAGCAGGAGCUGGGGGUGAGUUUGCUUUCGAGGAGUUUGCGGAGCCGAUAGAUUUUAAGACCAUCCAUGGCGAAGGGGAAGGGCAUGGCCACACUCACAGUCACGGUCAUGACGACCAGCAUGGUGGACAGGGGCAAAGUCAUAGCCAUGGCCAAGGAAAUGCGCAUAGCAAGAAGGUCUUCAUAGCUAGGGGAUCUAAACUCUAG